Messenger RNA from Diversispora eburnea, 177 nucleotides. The record is from the annotation of a GenBank genome assembly. NCBI's taxonomy places the organism in Eukaryota, Fungi, Glomeromycota, Glomeromycetes, Diversisporales, Diversisporaceae.
AUGCCAUCACCUUGCUUUUUGAGUCAAGAAAUUAUGAAGACGGCAACAACAAAAAAGAUGACAUCGAAUUUAUUCUAUUUAAAUUUAAUUUACCUUGCAGAUGAAGAUGAUGACGAAGAGGAAUCUAUGAUGAUAUUUGUAAGGAAGUUGCAUCAUGUCGGAUUUGGGUUAAGAUGA